UAAAAUACAUUAAAUUAGCGAGAACAAUAAGAAGGUUUGUAUUUCUAUAUCCGCCUACUCUGUUGCAGUUUUAAGCUGAAGGCCGUGUAUACCAGCGAUAUCCUCCUUAAGAGUUUCAUUAACUAGACGAUGUUGUUUGACAGUAGUAAGACCUUUGAAGGAGUCCGAAGCGAUAUUGAUGGCGUAGAAAGAGCCGCAUCCACCUGAUACAUCCUCAACUUGUAGUCUAAUCGGCUUGAAACUCUCGGUCAACUUCUGACGAAUCCUGGCUUCUCCAGCGAGUGGCUGUUCAGUUGUGUACGAGCGUAUACUUCUAGAAAUCUGUGUAGUUGGCUGUCUACCACCUGCUACUCUUCUGAAUGCGUUAAUAAUCAUGGUGACCUAAGUGGACGAAAAGGAAGAGGGUUCAUUCACAACGAUGAUCAUAUCUGGCGGUAUUUUACGUAACGGCGGUUUUUCAUGCUUUAGAGCGACAAUAAGGACGCCUCCUCUGCGCUCUUCUAAGCAGCUCAAACAAUUUAAGCUCCAGUCUUCUUUAUCGCUCAGAUCAAUGAGCACACCAGCACAGCUCCCUAAAAUUACACAGCCAGCUGUCAGCAAAUGGCUCUACUCGAUAUCAGCACUGAUAGCUGGUAUCGUUGUUGUUGGUGGUAUGACUAGAUUGACAGAGAGUGGUCUGAGUAUCACAGAAUGGAAGCCGAUCACUGGUAUAGCCUUACCUAGAGGUGAUGAAUGGAUAGUAGAGUUCGAUAAAUACAAGCAAACACCGGAAUUCAAAAUGCUUAACAGUAGAAUAGAUCUCGAAGACUUUAAGAAGAUAUACAUGAUGGAAUGGGCACACAGGAUAUUCGGCAGAGCGAUCGGCGUAGCAUUCAUUCUACCAGCUGGAUAUUUCAUCGCGAGGAAGCAAAUUAGCAGAGGUAUGAAGUGGGCUGUCGGUGGUCUUGGCCUUGGAUUAGGUUUCCAGGGUUUCCUGGGCUGGUACAUGGUUGAAAGUGGUCUGAAAGAAGAAAAUUUCGCUCACGUAGGUGCACACCCACGUGUCAGUCAAUAUCGCUUGUCAGCACACCUUGGUGCUGCCCUAGCACUCUACGUUGCCACACUUUAUGCCGCUUUUGCAGCAGCUAGAGAUUUCAGAGUUGGAAGAGGUGGUAGUGUGAGUGGUGUGAGCGAUCCCGAGAAAUUCCUCGGUAAUGGUGCUACUUCCUCAUUAAGAAGAUUCAGAGUGAUUGCUCGAACUGGUUUGGGUGUUGUCUUCUUGACUGCACUCAGUGGUGCCUUCGUCGCAGGCCUUGAUGCUGGAUUGAUAUACAAUGAGUUCCCAUGGAUGGGCACUGGUAUUACACCACCUAAAGCCGAGCUUUGGGAUCCAAGAUACUCACAAAGGGAAGACAGAAGUGAUUUAUGGUGGAGAAACAUGUUGGAAAAUCCAUCAACUGUACAACUGGACCAUAGAAUAAUGGCAACAACGACUCUCAUUGGCACACUAGCAAUGCAUGCAUUGGCAUUGCGUAGUCCAACUAUGAGGAAGAACCUGCCACCACUCACGAAGAAGCUUCUCAAUUUGACAACAGGUGUCUCAUUGAUGCAAGUAACGUUGGGUAUCUCCACACUUCUUUAUCUUGUUCCAACGCCAUUGGCUGUAUCGCAUCAAGCCGGAUCAGUUGCACUACUUAGUUCAUACGUCGCUCUAGUUGCCUCAUUACGUAGACCGGGAUUAGCAGCACGAAUGCAUCAACGUUUCAUGCAACAACAGAAGAAAGCCGUUUAGAAAAGCUAUUAUACCGACAUCACCGCUCAGAUAGACAUAACUUAUCGUACAAUAAUUCAUGCAUAUAAAAUUCAGUUCAAUUUGGAUUACAUUUCUACUCUUGCAUUGUAACAUCGCCGGUUGUCCUUUGCUGAGUUUCUUCUUCUUGACCAAGUGCGUCAAUGUAUGGCUUUACGUUAUCACCCUCGAGUAUUCUGAAUGAACCCUCAGCUUUAACGCCUUGUUCGUUUGGACCAGGUGGACCGACAAUUGCAAUGGAGGUGUUAAGAGGUGUGAGUGUCUUUGAUUGUUGGAGAGAUGCUUUCAAUGAUUGCAAACCGUGGUUUAUAAGAGUGUUCAAGUCACUGCCCUCGAAGUUGUCAGAUUCCUUUUCCAAGUAUGUUUUAGCCAUUUGUGAGCGUGCUCCUAUAGACAUUGCGACGUAUUCGAAUGCGUUACCGUCAGGGCUGAACUCAUGGAGGUGAGGACCGGUUUCAUCCUGUCCAAUUACCAAAAAUCCGACACCAUAUGGACGUCUACCAUAUUGUUGAGUCGCCAAUUGAGCCUUUUCAGCGAUUUGAGAGACUAUUCUACCAACAGGGAUAGGUCUACCAUAGAGUAAUCUAGAUGACAUAGCUUGAUUGCGCAUGUAAUUACUCAAAACUCUUGCAUCACUCGUCAAUCCAGCAAUAGCGAUACCCAAAUGGUCGUCUAUUUUGAAAGCUUUUUGUUGAUAGCUUGCUAACUCGCCAGUUGAACGCUUUAAAGUGAGUAAAAUUGCGUGUGUUUUCGAUCUCAAUCCGACGGCAGCAGAACCUUGUCUAACAGCUUCUAAUGCGUAUUCGACCUGGUGUAGCCUACCUUGUGGAGAGAAUACGGUGUUGUCUGAAUCGUAGGAAUUUCUAAAAACCAUCUGGGUAUUUCAACGUGGGCGUUGCAACGAAAGAUGUCACCGAGCCGCGUGGCCUGGUUCGACCGUUACCAUAAACAAGUUAUAAGAAUAAAAUGUUAGUACAAACUUUAUUUCUCGUUUUAUUAUUCAUUCUUUAUAUAGGCGUCCACUCACAGAGGACGAAACACGAGCUGUAUUCGAGAAGCUCGCAAACUAUGUAGGAAAAAAUCUCGUACACAUCAUUAAUCCAUCCGGUGCGUCCUCCAAAGAGGAUGUAGAAGACGACGAAGACACAGCACCUCUUCUCAGAUUGCAGAAGGAUAAGGUUUUCUUGUUGAACACAUCUAUCAACAACUUAGCUACAUCUGUAGCCCGUCCUAACCUCAUUAGUCUCGGUCAAUGCUUAGGAAAAUUCACGAAAUCUGGAAAAUUUAAACUCGGGAUUGGUUCUUUGGAUGUACUCGCUAGAUGGGCUAGAUAUAAGGUCUGGGUAAAGCCAAAUGGUGAACUUCCAUUCUUAUACGGUAACCACGUCGUCAAAGCACAUUUGGGUAGAAUUACUGAGGAUACACCAGAGCAUCAAGGUGUUGUAGUACUCAGUAUGUCGGAUAUCCCACUCGGUUUCGGUGUCAGUGCGAGAUCAACGGUCGACACUCGCAAGCUUGAUCCAACGGGAUUGGUUGUAUUCCACCAAGCAGAUGUUGGUGAAUACUUGAGAGAUGAGGAUACACUCUUUUAGUUUAUCGGCUUAUAGAAUACUUAAGUUAUGCAUGUACUAUAUUACACAAUUGGUUUUUAGUGAUAUCACACCUUGAUUAGCUCAUAUCCCAUCCGUCUUCAUCCAGCGUGAAUUGCGACCGCGGUAUCUGACUUUGGCUUAGUGUAGCUGGUAUAUGUGCCCCUCCAAGUCUUCUCAUUACCCCAAAGGACUCUACAAAGAACGGCCUGAGUUCAUUUAUCUCCAGCUGAGAGAUUCCAGUCAUCGCCAUACCAGUAUCGUUCAUUUUGAUGACACCCUCGCGUGAUUUCGUUUGUCUUGCUUGUCGUAUAUCCAUCAAUAGACUCCGUAUAAGAGCAGCAUUGUCUAAAUCAUCACCUGCUACUUCUAUGAUAGCCUUGGCCGUUUCCAGGUAUCUAAAUGGCAUAUCCGCGUAUCGUCCAUUCGAUGUCUCUUCCUUUAG
Molecule: messenger RNA, 3823 nt
Organism: Wallemia mellicola CBS 633.66
Lineage: Eukaryota; Fungi; Basidiomycota; Wallemiomycetes; Wallemiales; Wallemiaceae
Product: cytochrome oxidase assembly
Exons: 8
Coding region: 419-1771 (450 amino acids)
Biological process (GO): heme A biosynthetic process
Cellular component (GO): mitochondrial inner membrane
Molecular function (GO): oxidoreductase activity, acting on NAD(P)H, heme protein as acceptor
Source: RefSeq, a predicted model, not a curated record